Monodelphis domestica (gray short-tailed opossum) is the source of this 5424-nucleotide messenger RNA. The record is from RefSeq and is a predicted model, not a curated record. Lineage: Eukaryota; Metazoa; Chordata; Mammalia; Didelphimorphia; Didelphidae.
GCUCGCGCGCAGGCGCAAGGGCGGCGGCGCCCCCUGGCGGCCGAGGGGCGGGGGCGCGGCUGAGCCGCCUCCCUCGUUCGUUCGCUCCCUCGCUGCCUCCUUCCUCGCGCCUCGGCCCAACAUGGCGAUGCACAACAAGGCGGCGCCGCCGCAGAUCCCGGACACCCGGCGGGAGCUGGCCGAGCUGGUGAAGCGCAAACAGGAGCUGGCGGAGACGCUGGCAAACUUGGAGAGACAGAUCUAUGCUUUUGAAGGGAGCUACCUGGAAGACACCCAGAUGUAUGGCAAUAUUAUUCGGGGCUGGGACCGCUAUCUGACAAAUCAAAAAAACUCUAAUAGCAAAAAUGAUCGUAGGAACCGAAAAUUUAAAGAAGCUGAACGGCUCUUCAGUAAAUCCUCAGUUACUUCAGCAGCGGCAGUAAGUGCAUUGGCUGGAGUUCAGGACCAACUUAUUGAAAAAAGGGAACCAGGCAGUGGUACAGAAAGUGACACAUCUCCAGACUUUCACAAUCAGGAGAAUGAACCCAGCCAAGAGGACACAGAGGAUCUGGAUGGAUCUGUGCAGGGAGUGAAACCCCAGAAGGCUGCUUCCUCCACCUCUUCAGGAAGUCAUCACAGCAGCCAUAAAAAAAGGAAGAAUAAAAACCGACACAGGUUAGUGACAUUGGUACGAUUCUCCAGGGCUGAGGUGAUUAUUAUUACAAAGGGAUAUUUCUGGAAUACAGAUUCUUGGGUGCUGCUAUUAGGGAUUUAUAUUUUCACAGCCAGAAGAAAAGGCCUCUCCUAUAAGUAAUGUCUUAUUUUUUCUAAACUGAUGUACCAACAAUGCAGGAGGGCCUCCAGGUUUUUAGAUUUGGGGUAGAGGAUAGCUGGUGUGGUUUGUGUAGAAGAACCAUAUUAAAUGAAAAUCUUACAUGAAAUGGUAUGUUGGGAUUAUUUUUAAUUGAGGAAAGGGGGGAGUAAAAAAAGGAUAGAUGAAGGCUUUUGUUGUUUCUCUUAUUUGUAUCUUCUCUGAUCCCUUAUGGAUUCUGAGAACUAGCCAAACACAUUUUUUUUAAAUGGCAUUUGAGUGAUUGCUUGUGCUCCCUCCUUCCCUGCCCUAUGCCCAUUCAUCUUUCUGCAAUAUGCAGACACAUAUAUUGGAGUAUUGGAGUCCAGAGCCCCAAGUAAGAAUGUGCUUUCCCAGAUAAUAUUUGCCCACAUUACCUUCUGAGAUGUGAAAUAAAAGAUAAUAUCAAAAGUCUGUCAACUCUUGAUUGUAAAUGAUUAUGUUGAAAACCAUUAUAUCUCAUAACUGAAAAUAAUGGACAGUAUUCAGAUGUGUUGCUUUCUUAUGGAAGAGAAAAUUUCCAUGGGUGGGAGAAGUGAGGCUGUGGCCUCAAACCUUUUGUAAUGCAAAGAACCCAGGUCUAAAGCAACUAUGUCAAUAGCAUCACCUUAGGGCUUCUUGAAUAGCAUCCCAUCAAAAUUCCUCAUAUUCUCUUUGCUUUAAGGGAUAUAGGUAGCCCUUGGGUGGAGUACUCUGGGUCUAGGAUACCUCUGUUAAGUUAUAGAAUAUAGAAAAUUUCAGCUGGGAGGGAACCUUUGAGAUCACUGAAUCCAGCCUCCUUGUUUUAUAGCUAAAGAUAGGGUAAGGGACUCUCCUGAGGUCAAGUGGCUAAUGAAGUGGCAGAACCAGGCCUGGAAGACCCAUCUUCUGGUUUUUAGUCUAGCCCUCUCUCCAGUCCCUCAUACUUCUGAUUAUUGUCUUUGGAGAUUGAUAUUCUGAAGGUGGAAGAGAGAUUUGGGGGAUCAGCAGGUAUUUUACACAAUUCUUUUUAAUUUUAAGAUUGCAAAAGGGGAAAAAAAUUCUCCAUGUAACAAUUAAAAAUAGCCUUUUUUGGACAUAACCCUAACAACAAGUCACCACAUUAACCUUUUAACACCAAUGAGAAAUAACAAAAAUUACUUUUGCUUCCUGGGGUUACCAAUUAUGCUACUGUUAUACUAGCUUACCACAAAUAAUACCAACAGAUGCAUUUUGCAUCUCUCUUGGAUUUAAUUUCUGCUAGGACCUUACCAUUAUCAAAUGCUUUUCUCUUGUCCAGGGAGUCAGAUGCAGUGGUCAUGGAGUCUUUCUUUGGGAUUUUCUUAUAUAGUUACCAAGUAUUUCAUGAAUCCUUAAAUAAUGGUUGUCUUUAUAUUAAAUGAUGGAGGGGAAAGCUCAAUCAUUUCUAAAGGGCCUUAUUUAGUUUGUGGUGGUAUAGGUUAUGUAAAUAGCUUGAGUUUGUUUCAAGCCACACCAUAUUUUCAUUCAAUCAAGUCAUUGAACUAAUAAAGGAAAUAUGAAGGGAAAGAACAAAAAAGGGAAUUCAAGAUGGAUAAGAGGAAAGUUGACACAAAUUCCAGUAUUUGUUAACUGUUUUACACCAGAUACCUGGGCAUGUAAAGAUGCCCUCUUUUCUGUAUUAAAGGAAAUGGGCACCUAUUGUCUUCUCAUGGCUGCCUGUUAUUAUUCUCUUCCCUGACUUGAAACUGAGUGUUAGAGAAUACAAGUUAUUUAUCUGUACUUUAAAACAUGCAAGAUGUGAACAACAACCUUAAUUUAACCCUUUUAAAAACUCCAAGCAUUUGUUAAUCAUUUAUUGUAAAGUACUGCUUAGCCCUGAGAAUUGGAAAAAAACAAAACAAACACAAAAAAAGCCUCCACCCUCCAGAAGCACAUUUCAAAUGAGAGAGACUUUAUGUAAAUAACUAGUUAUGUGUAAGAUUGGGACCAAGGAAGUGGACAGUAAUCUGAAAAGGGAAGCAUUUACACUGAGGCAUCAGGAAAAGCUCCCUGCAGCAGGUGAACUUUGAGUUAUGUCUUAAAUGAAACUAGGUAAACAAAGAAGUAGAGAUGAGGAGCAGAGCUUUCCAGAAUGGGAGAAAGCCAUAUUAAGUCAAGUAAACAAACAUUUAUUAAGCAUUCACUAUAUGCCAGGUAUUGAGCAUACAAAGAUGAGAUAAUCAAAUGAGAUCAUAUCGGUAAAGCAUUUAGCACAGUGCUCAUUAUUAUAGUAAGUGCUCAAUAAAUUUGAAUUCCAUUCUAAAGAAAGGUAAAAACAGUCCCUAUCUCCCUCAAGGAGAUCACAUUCUUUUUUUUUUUUUUAAACCCUUACCUUCCGUCUUGGAGUCAAUACUGUGUAUUGGCUCCAAGGCAGAAGAGUGGUAAGGGCUAGGCAAUGGGGGUCAAGUGACUUGCCCAGGGUCACACAGCUAGGAAGUGGCUGAGGCCAGAUUUGAACCUAGGACCUCCCAUCUCUAGGCCUGGCUCUCAAUCCACUGAGUUACCCAGCUGCCCCCUAGGAGAUCACAUUCUUAUGGGAGACACAAUACACACAGGAUAAUUGCACAUGAUCUUGGGGAAGGCACUAGCAUUAAUGCCGAUUGAGAAAGGUUUCAUUCUGUGGCUGGGAUUUUAGCUGAGACAUGAAGGGAGCCAGAAAAGCCAAGAGAUGGGAGAGGGGAGGAUCAUGUGGAGGGGAGGACAAGGAGGUUAGCUGACUGGAUUACAGUGUGUAUGGAGGUAGUCAGGUGUGAGAAGAUGGAAAGAGUAGGAAAGGACCAGGCUAAGAACAGCUUCAGAUGCCAGAGAAGUUUUUAUUUGCUCUGGGAGAGUUCAUUGAGCAGGAGAUUAGUGUGGUCAUAGCUCCAUUUUUAAUAGAUUGCUUUUGGCAGCUGAGUUGAGGAUGAACUGGAGUAGGGAAAGACUUUGGGCAAGACCCUGAGAGCUUACAUCACUUCCCAGGGUCACUUAACCAAGAUAUGCCAGAGGUAGAACUUGAGUUCAGGUUUUUCUGACUCCAGAGUCAGCUCUCUGUCCAUUAUCCCAUACUGCCUCUCAUGACACUAGUUACUGUGUUUUAAAAAAAUGAAAUGAAAUGAAGUUUAACUACCACUAUGGAAAGUCAGAUUCUGAUGUUUCAUCCUCUGUGACUUUAAAUGUAAGGCACUAGAGAUCUAGAUUUUUUAAUGGAAGGAGUGGCAUAGUCUGUAUUACAGGAAGGCUGAGUUUGCAGAAGUGUGGAGGAAGAUGUUCAGGAAUAUUGAAAUCAUGCUUCAUCCCAGCGUUACUCAAGUAUAGACUGACUCAAAUUCUACCACCUCAAAUAGGAAAAUGCAUUGUUUGCUUUUGAAAAGCAUGGUAACCCAAAACUAAAUGCUAAAAAGCUUUUGAUGAAAUACCAUAGAAAGUCAAAGUAAAAAACCCUAAAAAAAUCUAAGUAUAGAAAUGCCAUUUUCUAAUAUGAUAAAAAGUCUAUCUCUAAAACCAAAAGGUAGCAUUAUUUGCACUGGAGAAACAUUUCUCAGUAAAUAUAAGAGUAGAAUAAGCCUUGUUAUUUGACAUAGUUUUGAAAUUGCUAGCAAUAGUGAUAAGAGAAAUAAGAAUUGAGACCAUGCAUGAUUUUAAUAUUUCUGGCAUUCAAAGAGAGCAAACAUGAAGAGGAGACAAAACUAUCCCCAUUUUCUGGGAUAAAUCAACUUAUUUAGAAAACCCCAGAGAAUCAGCAAACAAAUUAAAAUAAUUAUCACUUUAGAAAGUAGAAGAAUAUAAAAUGCACCCAGAAAAUCAAUGGCAAGUCUAACUAGCAGUAACAAAAUGCAGGAGGAAAUAAUAGAAAGGGAGGUCCCAUUCAUAGUUACUACAAAAAUACAUAAAAUAUCUGGGAGUCAUUCUACCAAAGCAUUCUCAAGACUUGUAUAGAUAGAAUUUCAGAACAUUCAUGUAAGAAAUAAAGAACAAUGAUGAAAAGAGAGAAUAGGAAUGAUUACCAAGAACUAGAAAAUCUAGUCAGUGGCUUUAGUGGAUCUUAAUUUGUUCUAAUUUAGACUGGGACUAUUUUUCUAGCAAAUUUCAACAGACUAAUGUAAAUAAAUAAUUAAAAAAAAGAAAUAAUGAACAACUUACAUAAUUAAUUUUUGGGGUAUCCUUGUAGCUUAUGGCUGGGACUCUCCAGUAUAACAAACAAUACUCCUUGGAAGGCAUGGGAGCCAACAAGAAACUCACUUCUUAUGUCUUUUGUUUGUGUGGUUAGCAGCAAAACGAUAGUUCAUAAUUGCUUUUAUAUUAGCCAUUUGUUCUAUCAGAAACUGUAGCACACAAGUGAUUUACAGUGGAAAGAAUGCCAAGUUUAGAAUAAGAAGAUCUGGAUUCACAUCCUGCUGCUUUGACUUUAACUAGGGGCAAAUCAUAUGGCUCUGGGUUUUCUUCAUUGUUAAAUGGGGUGGAUUGGGGGGGAUUCUAGGGAAUAACCUUCUAGAUCUCUUCCAACUCAUAAACCUGGGAGCCAGAACAACUUCUGCCCCAGUUCCUAGCAGCAUAGAGGAAGGUUUGGGAUACUUGUGGAUGCUCAGUUUCUUCCAAGUGCUUGGCAAACUUUGGAUGCCUAAAUCCCUGAUGUU